AUGUAAAAAAAUAAAUAUUAUCUCUAUUUAAAAAUAAUCAGAAAAUAAUUUAAAUUUAAAAAAGCAAGCAGUAAUCAAAUUGAACAUUCAUUCAUUCAUUCAGAAAUUUAAUAAUUAAAUUUGAUAAUUAAAAUAGAGGGUAAGAUUUUAAAGUACAUUUAAAGAUUACUUAAAGAUAAAUUAAAAUUUAAAUUUAAAUAGAAAAAAUGGGUAAAAUAUUAAGACAAAGAAUGA
Messenger RNA from Tetrahymena thermophila SB210, 234 nucleotides. RefSeq lists its product as hypothetical. The record is from RefSeq and is a predicted model, not a curated record. The transcript has 2 exons. The annotation marks the transcript as partial. Lineage: Eukaryota; Ciliophora; Oligohymenophorea; Hymenostomatida; Tetrahymenidae.